Molecule: messenger RNA, 2371 nt
Organism: Equus quagga
Lineage: Eukaryota; Metazoa; Chordata; Mammalia; Perissodactyla; Equidae
Product: transmembrane protein 266
Exons: 11
Coding region: 197-1828 (543 amino acids)
Cellular component (GO): plasma membrane
Molecular function (GO): voltage-gated channel activity
Source: RefSeq, a predicted model, not a curated record
GGCGGAGGGAGCGGUGGGGCCGCGAGGGGGCGGGGAGGGGGCGCAGAGGGGAGCCUCCGGAGCGCGAGCCGCGGCCAGUGCCGCUGCAGAGCCGAGCGAAUCCCGAGCCCCGGCAGCAGGGCACCAUAUUUGUAUGUCUUGGAACACACACUUGGAAAUGCUGACGGCAGGCUUCACGACAGCUGAGCCCCACUAGAUGCCAAGAAAACCUAAGGCUCUGGUUGCAUCUUUCAACAUGACCAAUCCACAGCCUGCCAUAGAAGGAGGAAUUUCCGAAGUUGAGAUCAUCUCCCAACAAGUAGACGAAGAAACCAAGAGCAUUGCUCCAGUGCAGCUGGUGAACUUAGCCUAUCGGGAAUUGCCCCUGGCUGCAGUUGACCUCUCCACAGCAGGCUCACAGCUCUUGUCAAAUCUGGAUGAAGAUUACCAAAGAGAAGGGUCUACUUGGCUGAAGCCGUGCUGUGGGAAGAGAGCAGCCGUGUGGCAGGUAUUUUUGCUCAGUGCAAGUCUCAACAGUUUCCUGGUAGCCUGUGUAAUAUUGGUGGUGAUUCUCCUGACUCUGGAACUUCUAAUAGAUAUAAAGCUUCUCCAGUUUUCCAGUGCAUUCCAGUUUGCUGGUGUAAUUCACUGGAUCAGUCUGGUCAUCCUCUCUGUGUUCUUCUCAGAGACUGUUCUAAGGAUUGUGGUGCUUGGGAUCUGGGAUUACAUCGAAAACAAAAUAGAGGUAUUCGAUGGGGCUGUGAUCAUCCUGUCCUUGGCCCCGAUGGUGGCAUCCACCGUGGCCAAUGGGCCCAGGAGCCCCUGGGACGCCAUCAGCCUCAUCAUCAUGCUCCGAAUCUGGCGGGUAAAGAGGGUGAUUGAUGCUUACGUCCUGCCUGUGAAGGUGGAGAUGGAGAUGGUCAUCCAGCAGUACGAGAAGGCCAAGGUCAUCCAAGAUGAGCAGCUGGAGAGACUGACGCAGAUCUGUCAGGAGCAAGGGUUUGAGAUCCGACAGCUGCGGGCGCACCUGGCACAGCAGGACCUGGACCUGGCAGCGGAGCGUGAGGCAGCGCUGCAGGUCCCUCACGUGCUCAGCCAGCCACGCAGCCGCUACAAGGUGCUGGAGGCCGGCACGUGGGCAGAGGAGACGGCGGCCGAGAGCGUCGUGGAGGAGCUGCAGCCUUCGCAAGAAGCCGUGGUUAAAGAUGACAUGAACAGCUACAUCAGUCAGUACUACAAUGGGCCCAGCAGUGACAGUGGUGUCCCAGAGCCAGCGGUGUGCGUGGUCACCACAGCUGCCAUAGACAUUCACCAGCCCAACAUCUCCUCUGACCUCUUCUCCGUUGACGUGCCCCUGAAGCUCAGCAGCAAUGGUACCUGCGCCAGUGCCACCUCUGAAAACAUUUCCCGCUCUACUUGUAGCUCUGUCACCUGGGCCCAGAGUGACAGCAGCCAGACAUUGGGCUCCUCCACAGACUGCAGCACUACCCGAGAGGAGCCAUCCUCCAAGCCCAGCCCCUCUCCCCUGCCACUGCUGCCACCACCCCAGCAGCAGAUGGUGGAGGCCACAGUCCAGGACCUGCUAUCCUCCCUGUCGGAGGACCCCUGCCCAUCCCAGAGGGCCUUGGACCCAGCCCCUGUCUCCUGGCCCAGCCCAGUGGGCUCAGCCCAAACCAGCCCUGAGCUGGAGCACAGGGUAAGUCUAUUCAACCAGAAGAAUCAGGAGGGCUUUACUGUCUUUCAGAUCAAGCCUGUCAUCCACUUCCAGCCUGCUGUGCCCAUGCUGGAGGAGAAAUUCAGAUCUUUGGAAUCCAAAGAGCAGAAGUUGCACAGGGUCCCUGAAACCUAAAGCCUCCAGGCAGGCUGGGUAGGAGGAGGGCAGACAGCCAUCUCGAAGCUCUCCCGGUGCCCCAGAGGCCAACAAGGGCCACACUUGGGCCCCAGGAGCCCACCUGGCCUCCCUCAGGGUGCUGCCUGCCUCCAGGGAGGUGACACUAGGCCAAGAGGCCACAUGCCUCAGACCUCAAAGCCCAGAGCUGGUGCCUCCUCUGACCCUGUUCGGGGGAGGGUGGUGCUCGUGGCUGGGGUUUUUUAAUCAUUUUUAUAAAAACCAGCUUGUGGCCCAGCUUUAGCAGGGUAGAGCGCAGGGGCCAGCUCAGCCUCUUCCGUUGCCUUCGUUCCUGACGCCCACCCCGGACCCUAGGGAACAGCACUGUGAGCAGGGGCUCCAGCCUUCCCCCACCCCCCAAGCUGUCUUUUCCAGGAAUCCUGGGUGGAGCCAACACAACCACACAAAGACCACCAUCUGAGCCUGUUUCAUUCUCAUUCUCUGAUUUCAGCAUGAGCUUUUCUGAGUCUUUUCAAGAUAAAUAGUUUUCACCUUCACAGGACA